This is a messenger RNA of Paramecium pentaurelia, 7102 nucleotides long. NCBI's taxonomy places the organism in Eukaryota, Ciliophora, Oligohymenophorea, Peniculida, Parameciidae. The record is from the annotation of a GenBank genome assembly.
AUGAUUUUAUAUUCACAAUUUAUACUAUGUUGCUUUGUUUUUUACCUUAAUGCCUAAUGGUAGUCUGGAGAGACAUAUUUGACUCAAUACGAAUUGUUUGUUGAAACUACAAGCUCAUUAGCAUAUAAUUAUGCAGAUGGAUUUGUAAAAUUGACGCAACCCCUAUCAACUGCUUAUUUUAUCAAUUGCACAAGUCCUUCUACAAGCUAUAUCACACUAAAUAAAGAAAACCCUAGUGCUAAAUAAUAUUUUAUUGAUUCUAUAUAGAGUGGAGGCCUUAUUUCCAUUGAUUUGUAUUUCCAUGAUACAUGGUCCAAUGAAGCUAUCACUUUUAAAUUUGGAACAUAUACAUACACCUAUACCUACACUUCCCCAACAAAUUAUCCAUUGACAACUGGAUUUUGUGAUUCCAUUCUUUAUGACGUCAAAACCCUAAAUCUUACUAUACCAUCCUCAGUUUCUAGUUAUGUAACAUUUUCAUCAACUAUAACUGGGAAUGGAUAAGUUUCAAUAAGAAAUAUUAUGUUUUCUGAGCUUUAAAUAAUUUGUUAUCCAUCAUGUUCAUAAUGUACAGGACCUGAAUACAAUCAAUGUACAUCAUGCUAUUAUGGAUAACCAACCAAUAAUAUUUGUCCUUUAUGCCCUUUAAAUUUAUCUUAUAGAUAAAAUCAGGGUUGCAAAGAAAAUUGUCCAUUUGAAUCUCAAAAUUAUGUAAAUGGAUUUUGUCAAAGCCAUAUUUGUAAAUAUACUUAUAAAUUCUAGAAAAUAUUUAUUUUAGUUCUAAUUUUUACUCAUCAACUUCUGAUUCAACCCUUUUCCAAUAUUCUUUGAUCUAUGAUCCAUAGAAUAUUGAUACUAGUCCAUCGCUUAUCUAUGCUAAUUUUGAUUAUGUAUUCGGGAUCUUUAAAUAUAACUCAGGAUUUUAUAGAUUUAUUAGUUUAUCAACAUCAAUCUAUUAAAAUUAUUUAGUGGGUCUGAAAAUAGAUCUUUGGAUUUUUAAUAACAUACCCUUAGGAAGUGGCAUAGAAUUUAAAAUUAAUAAUACUUAUUAUGGUUCAAUUUUCUAAACAUCUUAAGGAGUAUAAACUCAUAAAAUCAAAAUUGAAGAUAUCACAUCUUAUUCUAGUUGUUAUUCACCAUACACUAUUUGUAAGAUAUAUGAAUUAUAUGGAUUUUUUGAUAUACCUCCAUACUCAUUUCUAUUAACAGCAUAAGGGAAUUAUACGUAAUAUGAAUUAUUUAAAACUAUUCUAGAAAUUCAGAGGCCGGAUGGGGAAUCAGCAUGAUUAGAGUUUCAAAAGGAUAUUGCUUCUCAUCAUGUUUGAUCUGUGAUGUACCUUUUGUCUGCUUAACUUGCAGAAGUGGAUAUUAUAAAAAUAUAUAAGGUACUUGCGUAUCUACCUGUUCUCAACCUUAUUAGAAUCUUGUUAAUUCAUUAUGUCAAGAUUAUGAUGAUGAAACACCUUGUAAGAAUAUAUUUUAAUUUAGAUUCUAAAUAUUUAAUUAAAGAAUAUAUAAAUUUAGCAAAUGACCCUACAUAAUACUCAAAGUAUGUUUUGUUAUCUCAAAAUGGUAUUAAUUUCUUGAAAGGUUCAAGUAUUUACUAUUCUUAUUGGAAAUCUAUAAGGGUCUUUGGAGGUCAAUAUGUAUGGGCUUAGGCUAAAUUUUCAAGAACAUUUAGUUAAUUAAAUCCUCAUCAUAGUGUAACUAUAGGAUUUUACAUUUUAUAUGGUCCUAAUUUCCCUGCUGAUGGCUAAUUUAUAUACUCAGUUGAUUCAAUUAUUUAAGUUUAAAAAUCAUUAAGCAAUAGUUAUUCUACUAAUACAGAUAAUACAAAAUAUCAGAGAAUUCAGGAGAGAUUAGGACAUAAUUAAAAUACGAUGACAAUUACAUGGGAAUGUUUUGGACCAAAUAAUGAACCUUUAUCAGCAUAUUGCGCUGUUUAUAACUUUUAUAUUGCCGUUCAUUAUUGUCAGCCUUAUUGUUUAUCUUGUACAGAUUAAUAGACAUGCACAUAAUGGGAUAUUACUUAUAACUCUAAUGUAAUUAAGUUUUCUUAAGCGGAAUGCUUAUCUAAUCAAUAUUAUUUUAAACCUACUCUUAGUUGUUUAGAUUGUCCUUCUUCUUGUUUGAGUUGCACUUCUCAACUUCAUUGUUUAACUUGCUAAACCUCUUAUAUCUAGACAAAAGAAGGGUGUGUUUGUAAAAUAAAUCAGUAUGAACACUAAAACUAAUGUUAUGAUUGUCCUAUAGAAUGUAAUUAAUGUUUAAGUGCAACUUAUUGUAUAGAAUGUUUAACAAUAAAUAAUAGAAGACUUUUAAAUGGAUAAUGUGUUUGUAUUGAUGGUUAUUAUCCAAUUAUUGAUAAUCCAAUCUGUUUAAUUUGCCAUAAAUUUUGUGAAACUUGUUCUGGUCCAACAAAUAAUGAUUGUAUAACUUGCAAAAAUAUAAGUAUGAUCCAAAAAAUAGGAUCUACUUGCUCAUGUCCAUUGGGUACAAGCUAUUAAGAAUCAACAAAUUCAUGUAAUUCAUGCCAUUAUUCUUGUUAAACAUGCUUUAGAGCAAGUAUUAAUGGUUGUCUUACUUGUAAUUCAUUAUAAUUUCGUGUUUUAAAAGGUUUAGAAUGUGUGUGUCAACCUGGAUAUUAUAUGGUAAACAAUGAUUGUAUAGGUAUUAUAUUUAAUAAUACAUAGCCUGUCCAAUAGAAUUAGAUAGUACUUUAAGUUAGUGUUAUAAAUAAUGCAAUAAUAAUUCAUAAAUUUGGCAUUCUUAAAAUUGCCUUUAAUGCGAUCCUGGUUUUAUAAUAGAAUUUGGUGAAUGUCGUCCUAUUUGUGGUGAUUUAUAAGUUGUAGGAUAUGAAUAAUGUGAAGAUGGAAAUUCUAUAUUUGAUGAUAAAUGUUACAAUUGUUAAUUUUAAUGCCCAUAAAAUUGUUUGACUUGUGAUUCAUCUACAGUUUUACCUUGUCCUGAUUUAUGUGGAGAUGGUAUAAUCACAGGUAAUGAAGAAUGUGAGGAUGGUAAUUCUAUUGAAUAUGAUGGAUGUUAUAAUUGUAAAUAUCAAUGUUAACCUGCAUGCACAAAAUGUAUCAAAGGAUUAUGUUAUGAAUGUGCAACAAGUGGAUGGUAAAUAGAUCCUACUUAGACUCCUUGGGUUUGCAAAGAAAAAUGUGGAGAUGGUGUAAUAGUUGGUUCUGAAUAAUGUGAAGAUGGAAAUACUAUUGACACAGAUGGAUGCAAGGAUUGUCGAUAUUUUUGUAGACUAGGUUGUUAAUCUUGUGAUUACAAUACAAAUACUUGCUUGAGUUGUAACACUGGAUUUAGACCAGUGUCAUAUUAUUGCAAAAAUAUAUGUGGAGAUGGGCUCAUUGUGACAGAUCCAACUGGAUUUCAUUCUGAAUAAUGUGAUGAUAAGAAUACUAUUUCUACUGAUGGAUGCAAUGGUAUUUGUUAAUAUUAAUGUCAAUCAUCCACUAUUUGUUUAACUUGCCUUAAUGAAAGAUGCGAGAGUUGUGCCACAGGAUAUAUACUUUCAUUAGACAAAGUUUGUCUUCCUAUUUGUGGAGAUUCAAUCAAAGUUUCAUAGGAAAUUUGUGAAGAUGGAUUAAUUCUGCCCUACUAAGGUUGCUAAAAUUGUAAACCUAAAUGUUAACCUUCAUGUUUAAACUGUGGUAUAUCAGGUUAGGGAUGCACAACUUGUAAAACAGGCUAUAAUAGAAUAAAUAAUGUAUGUUAUUCUAUCUGUGGUGAUAAGUUAAUAACAGAGGAUGAAGAAUGCGAUGAUGGUAAUCUAAUUUAUGAUGAUGGGUGUCAUUAAUGUAAAUUUAAUUGCCAAGCCUCUUGUUUAAUCUGCAUAAAAGGAGUUUGUUUAGAUUGUAUUGAUGGUUAUUAAUUAAUACAAUCAAAGUGCUAUUCGAUUUGUGGAGAUGGAAUUUAAACAUUCAAUGAAUAAUGUGAUUUCUUUGGAGAAGUAGAUUAAAAUGAUGGAUGCAAGAAUUGUCUAUUCUAAAAUGAUGAAAAUUGUUAAGUUUUCAAUUUUGGUCUCUGUUAGCUUUGUAAAGACGGUUAUGAAAUAUCUCCCAAUUUAUAAUAACAAUGUGUUAAAUAAUUAGAUUUACCUUAUGGAAUUAUUGAUCAUUGUUUAUUUCCACUUAGCGAUACUUGUGUAAAAUGCGACCUAAAUGCAGACUAUGAUAUUUUUGAAGGAAAAUGCAAAGCUAAUUAGAUAAAAUUAACUUAAUGUGAAUUUUAUAUGAAAAUAUCUCCAAAUCUUUAUUGUAAUCAAUGUUUUCCUUUUUGCAUUCAAUGUUAUAAUGAAUUUUGUGUAAAAUGUUAAGAGGGAUAUUAUCUAAAUUAAAGAAAUUAGUGUGUUUCUCAAUGUGGAGAUGGAAUACUUGCUUAUGAUGAGUAAUGUGAAUUUAAUGAUAAGGAUUGCUUUAGUUGUUAGAUUAUAAAACCUCAAUAUUGUAAAUAUUUUCAUGAAACUUGUUUACUUUGUUAAUAUGGCUAUUAUUUAGAACUUGUGAACAAUUCUUGUUACUCUAUUUGUGGUGAUAAUCUAGUUGCUUCGAAUGAAGAAUGUGAGGAUGGUAAUGAAUUUAAAUAUGAUGGAUGUUAUAAUUGUAAAUAUCAAUGCCAAUAAGAAUGUUCAGAUUGUCAAUUGGGUAAGUGUGUUGAAUGUAUGGAUACUUUUGUUUUGAAUUAAUCUAUUAAUAAGUGUGAAGAUUUGAAAUUAUGUGGAGAUUAAUUAGGACUAUAUUAUGAUAGUUAUACAAAUGAUUGUAUUCCUAGAUGUGGAGAUGGGAUAUUAGCUGGCAAAGAAGAAUGUGAAGAUAGUAAUAGUUUUCCUUAUGAUGGUUGCUAUGAAUGCAAUUAUCAAUGUGAUUAGAAUUGCACUAAUUGCUAAAAAGGGAUUUGUUUUGAGUGUAUAUUAGGAUUGUAUUUAAAUCAACAAAAAUGUGUGUCUAAAUGUGGAGAUGGAAUCAAGAAUGGAGAAGAAUUAUGUGAUGAUCAAAAUGAUAUACCUAGAGAUGGAUGUACUUAAUGUAAAGUUGAUCCAAAUUAUAAAUGUUAAGAAGAUAAUAAUAAUUUAAGUUUUUGUUAUAAAUGUUAGGAUCAUUGUAUUGAAUGUAUUUACAAAGAUUCAACAAUUACUGAAUGUUUGAAAUGUGAUAGUGGAUAUUUUCUGAAAGAUAAUACAUGUAAUAAAUGUUCAGAUAAAUGUAAAGAAUGUGAAAAUACUCCUAAUAAUUGUAAAUUAUGCACAACUCAAGAUUGUUCAGUAUGUGAUAAUAUAUCUGGUUUAUAUUUAGAUAAAUAAUUAUAAUCAUGUAUUACUAAAUGUGGAGAUAAUAUUAUUGCAGGAAUUGAAUAAUGCGAUGAUGGUAAUAAUAUAGAUAAGGAUGGGUGUAAUUCAAAAUGCAAUAUUGAAAAAGAUUUUAUUUGUAAAUAAGGUGUUUGCUAUGAACCACCAAAAAAAACAAUUGAUUUUUCUUAUAAGAAUUCUACUACUACAAGUGAUAUUGAUUUGUUAUUUGAUGAAUUAGAAUUAGAAGGUAUAUGUGAUAAAUUAAAAAUCAAUAUAGAUGAAUUUUAAUAAAAUGAAUUUAAUUAUACAGUUUUCAAAAAAUCAGAGAUUUAAGAAAAUAUGCCUGGAUGUGAGAUCAGGUUUAAUUUUUUCAAAACUAUUUUAGAAUCUAAUCUUAUUCAUUUACUUGUUCCUUUAAUUAAAGAUUCUAAUAGAAUUAGAAUUCUAGAUGAAGAUGUUAGAGAAAUUGUGAUAAUUCCUAGAAAAUAAGUCUAUUAUAAUUAAUAAUAAUAAGCCUAAGCAAAAAGUAUAGUUUCAGCUUCAAGUACAUUUACAUUUUUACUUUAAUUGAUUGGACCUUUAACUAUACUUUUAGGGGGAUUUAAUUUUUUUUGGACUAUUUUAGAUAUUUUGACAUGGAUCAAUAAUUUCUAUUUCCUAAAUGUAGAUUAUCCCUUAAAUGUCAAGAUGUUUUUUAAUUAAUUAGAAUGGGGUGAUAUAAUAAGUAUACCAGAUGUAGUAUCAUUAAAUUAACCAGAUGAUGCAUAUUAUUUUGAAGCUCCUCCUAAAUUUACAGAGAAAGAUGUUAAUCCUUUAUUUUUUAAUAAUGUUCAAUUAUUUUUUGCUUUGAUAUUUCUUGUGUUUUUGAUGUAUUUUUUAUCAAGAUCCUAUGUUAAUUUGAUUAAUUAAAAAUAUUAUAACAAAAAAACUAAAAGAAUUCAUUAAAUAGAAAUUUUCUCAAUUAAUUAGAUAUAAUAAUAAUAAUUCCAAACUGAUCCAAAUAUAAGAGCAUAAGAGUAGAUUAUUUAAAAAAUCAUUGAACAUAAUAUAAAACCUCCUCAUAUUUUAUCAUUAAUUUAUUAAGAGGCAAUAUGGUUUAAUUCAAAUUUUAGGGCUAAAUUAAUUUAAGUUAUUGGUUUAGUUUUCUUAGAUAUUUGUUUAGCAAGUAUACUAUAAUUAAAAUAUUCAAAGAAUUCAGAAUUUGUAAUCAUUGUCAUUAACAUUAUAUCAGCAUAUUUAGGAAUACUAUUUAUAGUUUUAGUUUUUAAAUUAUAUAAAUUUGUUUGUUCUCAACAUCCAAUACUUUAUGAAAAUAAAUAAUUUUCAGAAAAUUAUUCCUCAUUAUAUGAAGGAAUAAACACUAACAACCUUUUAGCUAAAAAUUAUUGUAUUGUAAACUUAAUUCGUAAAGCAUUGUUUAUCUUCUUUACAGUUUAUUUUUAUGAAUUACCAUUGCUAUAAACCUCCUUUUGUUGUUUAUCAUGUUUUUCAAAUUUAGCUUUAAUUCUUUAUCAAAACCCUUUUGAAAAUAAAAAGAUAUUAAUCUAAGUUGCAGUUCCUGACUUAUGCAUAUUCAUAAUCAUUUUCUUUACUGUUAUAUUAGCUAUUCAUGAUGUUAGUUAAUUAUUAACUUUUGAAGAAAAGUACAUGAUUGGCUGGAUUAUUCUAUUUUUCAUAGGGUUCUCUAUAUUUGUACAAUUAGUCUUUUUGUUCAAGUAAUUUUACUAGGAUAUGAAAGAAAGAUAUUAAUCCAUAAAAGAAUAUAUUAAGAAAAAAAAAGAACAAAGUCAAGGUUGA